AAUGCAGAUCAGCCAGUUUGGAAAAAACCAAGAGGUCGAAGAUUUACUUUGGAAGAAAAAAUAUUCGCGCUCUCGGUAUUCAAGCCAUGUCCAAAAGCUUAUAGAUUGCUUGAAAAAAUUUGCGUCUUACCAAAACGAAGAACUUUAGAAAAAAUCUUACAAAAAGUGCAAUUAUUCCCGGGAGUAAAUGAAAUCAUCUUUGAUAAUCUAAAAAAAAGAGUACGAAAAUGCCUCACCAUCAUAGAUUUUGCACAUUCGUUUUUGACGAGAUGGCAUUAUAAAAAGGGAAAAAAUAUUUUCCAACCAUGUAUUGGUAUUUAUGGUACAAAUUUAAUUAUACGAGGUGUUGUCAAAAAAUAUAAGCAGCCAGUUGCAUUUACUUUCUGUUCAAACACAACAAAGACGAAUGACCUUAAAAGACAAAUUGAAGAAGUAACAAAAAAAAUUUAUGAAUCUGGUCUUAACAUCAUAGGCACCAAAUGCGAUCAAGGUACGACCAAUAUGGCUGCGAUAAAUCUACUGAUAAAGGAAACGCAAGAGACAUAUUUCGCGCGUAAUGAAGAAUAUAAAGGCGUAUUUUUCGAGAUAUUAUUAAGUGGCAGAAAAAUUUAGCCGAUUUAUGACCCACCUCAUUUAAUGAAAGGAAUACGCAAUAAUUUGCUGACUAAAGAGUUAGAGUAUGUCCAGGACAACAAAAUUAAAAGAGCCAAAUGGGCACACUUGGAGGCACUGUACAGACGAGGCCCACGUCAUAAAGGAGUACGACUGGCUAGUAAAUUGACUGCAGCACCACCACCAUUCAGCCUAUAUACGUCCUACUGCUGGGCACAGGCCUCCUCUCAUACGAGGGACAGUACGCCAGCGACCGCCCGCGACAGCAAUCAUCGGCGACCGUCGGCGAGCGUCGCGGGCGGUCGCCAGCUGUCGCCGAUCGCUAUCGUGUCGCAGCGCGCACUCGUCGAUGUGUGUGUGUGUAGUAGACUACACAUCGACGAGCGCGCGCUGCGACAUCAGCGAUCGCCGCGGCGUAUCGACGACAGUCGGCGACUGUCGCGGGCGGUCGACUAUGUAAUGAUCGCCGAUUGCUGUCGCGGGCGGUCGCUGGCGUACUGUCGCUCGUCUGUCACCGCACCGCAAAUUAUGGAUAAAGAGCCUGAAAGUCCUAAAAACCAUGAAAUAUUUGGUGACAUAUUCGUAUAUAACGGGUCGAAAACAGUAGUUCCAUCAAUAACGAGCUGGAUCAAAAGUAUCGAAGCUUUCCAAUCCAUCACAAAAUACUUGCACUCCCUUGGAUUGAAUUCAUUGCUGCUGAGGAACUUCAAUCAGGAUCCCAUAGAAAACUUUUUCGGUGCAAUUAGGGCCCAUGGUUUGAGAAACACUAAACCAAGUGUGUACACAUUUAUAAACUCAUAUAAAGCCUUAAUGAUUAAUAAUUUGACCUCACCUCAUUCCAUCGGGUCCAAUUGUGAAGAAGACGAUAAUUAUUGUCUUCAGUCUUUAAGAUUUUUCUUAACUGUUCCUGACUUAAAUGAAUUGACUGUGGACAAUGCUCAUUUAAUGAUGGAGAUUAUAGACACAGAAAAUUUAGUUAAAACUCAAAAAGAGAAAUCUGCAGCAGUGGCAUAUUGUAGCGGAUGGCUAAUAAAAUUAUCAAAAAAGAAAAUAUACAAAAAUUGCCCCAAAUGCAAGUGCGACUUAGAAAGCGACAGCUUACAAGAAUUUCACGAAUACAUCAAAAUAAGAGAAUACAGCGAGGAGUUGGCGAAGUUUAUGUUAAAACGGAGCAUCAAAUUUUUUUUCAAUAAUUGGUGCAGAGAAAUAAACAAGAUUUUAACGGGGAAAACCACAUUUUGGGACCAGGAGGACGAUAUGAAAAAGACCGCCUAUGAAUAUAGAAUAGUAUUUAGCGACCCGCCGGUGCGCCGCGUGCGCCCCCGCUUUGAUCACGCCCGCGCAGCAGUGUUGCCAGAUCUACUGAUUAAGCAGUAA
Molecule: messenger RNA, 1989 nt
Organism: Cydia splendana
Lineage: Eukaryota; Metazoa; Arthropoda; Insecta; Lepidoptera; Tortricidae
Source: RefSeq, a predicted model, not a curated record